UCAUGUCAGUUGAUCUGACUGAACGCAGCUGUAGUGGCCAGCAUGCUGUCUGUGCAGGGACAGGAUAUGAGCAACACUGUCUGUGGAAGCCACUUGCGAUGAGUGUUUCUCUCCGAGUAGCCUAAUUGUGCGCAUCAUCACGUACAACUGUUGACGCAAUUAAAUUUUACCCCCUUUCUGACGCGGAACCCGGGAGUGAUGCUAUUUCUCCAACAACAACAACAACAACAAAAAUAAAAAAAAAAAGAGCGAAAAACCUCCCACGAGUAAACGAGUAGAAACAGGCAAGUCUAGUGACAAGACUCGGUGGAGCGGUUGAGCUUGAAGAUGUUUCUCACACUUCAGAAAUGUCUCGAAUGAGUUGCGUGGGAUCAGAAGCAGCAGUCCUAAGAAUCCAUGGAAUGUUAUCUGGAGACUUCUGUUGAUUACGACCUUGCCUACACUUGCUGAAUAAGGCCCUACGAAUACAAUGUUAGAAAGAUGAACAUGUCUGAAGAGCAAACAAACUGCACUAUAAACCACAAGAUUCACCAGUACCUGUUUUCGUGUGCGUUCAUCCUUAUCCUGCUAGUGGGUCUUCCCGCCAACGCUUACUCACUCUACCAUGCCUGGCUCCAACUGAAAGUCCGCAAUGAGCUGGGGGUCUACUUGCUAAACCUGACCAUAUCUGAUCUGCUGUACCUGGCCUCCCUGCCCCUUUGGAUCCAGUAUUUCUUCCAAGGGGACAACUGGAGCAGCUCUGAGUGGCUCUGUCAACUGUGUGGUUUCCUGCUCUAUGAGAACAUCUAUGUCAGCAUUGGUUUUCUGUGUUGUAUCUCCAUUGACCGCUACCUGGCAGUGGUCUACCCUUUCCGCUUCACGUCUUUCCGAACGGUACGAGCAGCAGUGCUGGUCAGUGCGGUGGUCUGGCUCAAAGAGCUUGCUGUAGGAGUGGUGUUCUUCUGGCACAAGGAGCUCAGCAUGGACAAGAACAACCGAUCUGUGUGCUUUGAGCACUAUCCCAUGGAGAACUGGGAGUACCCAAUAAACUACUACCGAUUUCACAUAGGUUUCCUGUUCCCUUUAGGAAUCCUCCUUGUGUCAUACUUUAGAGUUCUCCGAGCAGUUGGCAAGAGUGAAGGCACGCUGUCAUCCCAGAAAACUCGCAUCAAGUACCUUGUGACCAGCACCAUCGUCAUCUUCCUGGUUUGUUUCUCACCAUACCACGUCUUCCUGCUGGUACGCACCAUAUUUGAGCGGGACUGCAACUUCAUUGAGAAAAUUUUCAACUACUACAAUUUCUCUCUGUUGCUUACUAGUUUUAACUGCGUGGCUGAUCCGGCGCUCUACUGUUUUAUCAGUGAGAGUGCCCAAAAGAGCAUCCAGAGGGCUCAGGAAACUUGCACUCGGGUCUUAUGCUGUUGCUCGAAAAGCCAUGGAAGGCUCAACAACCACUGUACUGAGCUAACAUUCACAAAUGAUAAAGUUACAGGUUCCUCAGUGGCAACACUCUUGCAGCAAGUCAAAACUGACGUUUAAACAGUUUCGUUGUAUUAGUCAUCCAUACAAUGGACAUCAUACCAUUCAGCCACAGGCUCCUCAGAUGUACAGCUGCUGGAUACUGUUUUUCAUUUUACAUGGGUUAAAACAUUAACCUACUUUGUCAGAGUCAGUCCUGUAUUUUGUUCUAAAAUUAAACUGAUAUAUUUGAUGGAUUUAGUAAGAUAACGCGCUAUUGUAAUGUGGUGUAAUUUGUAAGGGAUUGACACCUUGAUAAUGACCAGUGAGGUUUUAUGAACCUAUAAGCUAAACUUUUUCUGUACUGUUCCAAGCCCCUUUAUCUCCAUGUGCAUGUAGCAGUUAAAACUGUCCAAGACUAAAACCAAUUCUGCUUUUAAACCUCAUUGGUUUCAGUUCUUUUAAUACGGUAUACUUCACCCAAAUAUAACAGUUCAGUCUUCAUUUACUCACUGUAAUGGCUACGGCCCGUUGUUAUCACAGGAAGUCCCUUGUUGAAGAAGCAAACUUAACAUGUCAGAUUUAGCUGUGAAGCGUGAGAAGAGAACCAGUGGCGUUUGGUUCAUUAAUGUCAAACAGGUAAAAUACAAAUUGAUGAAAAUGUAUGCAUGCUUAAUUUGAUAUGCAGGGAGGGAAAAAGUUAUAUAAAUUGUGGUGGUUGCAUGGCUUUAUAAGUUUCAUGGACCAAUGUGAUGAUGCUUCUAUGGUGCUUUUAUGAUCUUUUUGGUGUUUAACAGUUCCUGCUUACAAUAUGCUCUUAUUUUAUAAGAAAUAACAGCAUGGAAUUUGGAAUUCAACAAUAGAAAAUUAAAGUCAUUCAGGUUUGGAACAUCACGAAGGUGGUUAAAUGAUAACAGAAUUGUCAUUUUGGGGUGAAACCUUUCCUCUAAGGAAACAAUAGCAAUGAAGCUGUAUAUUUGAAUGCUUACUCACCUUUUACAUGGUUAGACAUGGAGCACACAGACAGUUAACAAAGAGAAAAGGUACACAGUGUGGGUGUGAAGGGUCAACCACCUCCCAACAGAUAAUUUUAACCUGGACAGCUAACCAAUGUGAUUUCAUAUCCUGAAAAAUUGGAUGAUGAAGAAGUGAUUGAUGGUUGCUUCCAGAAAUAAUGGAUAUUCUGUUGGCUCAAAACACUGAGGUAAAAGGUGAUGAGUGUUUGGUGCAGUGUUUAUAUUUUUAUAUGAUGGAAGUGAUCACCGCUAAUACAAGAAGUUUAAAUGAGUGACCUGAACUGAAAGAAGAGACAUAUGGAGGUGUUCUCUUUUUCCUGCUCAUUCAAACCAUGUUUACAAUGAAUAAUCAACAUGCAUGCAGAUUUUAUGUAGGCUAUAUCAAGAUUGUUUUCAGGUUUUCAUUGAUUUUAUAUAAUGACUGCUGUUCAGGUUCAUAAAUGGGACUUUUUAUUAUUAUGUGGUUGUACAAACUGUUCUUUGUUGCAUAAAUCACUGGCAAUGAUUGUAUUGUUGCACAAUACAUGGAGGCAGAAAUGUUGCUGUGAUGUAAUGCAGGGGUAAAAAAGUACAGAGAAAUUAACUGUGAUUAUAGGUACUGUGUUAUCUAGUCAGAUUCUUGUAAGAUAGUAUGUUCUCUCUCUAGGUGUCUGUUAACUGAAUUUUGGUUAUGUUAGCUUCGAGAGCACAAAAUACUGAAAAUAAUAAGUAAAGCAAACCCUUGCAGCAAAUGUAUGAUAUGUGGUGCAAAAAUAUGAUUAAAUCUGUGUUGCACUUCCUCUCU
Carassius auratus (goldfish) is the source of this 3237-nucleotide messenger RNA. RefSeq names its product ovarian cancer G-protein coupled receptor 1-like. Gene Ontology annotation, molecular function: G protein-coupled receptor activity. Gene Ontology annotation, biological process: G protein-coupled receptor signaling pathway; cellular response to pH. NCBI's taxonomy places the organism in Eukaryota, Metazoa, Chordata, Actinopteri, Cypriniformes, Cyprinidae. The record is from RefSeq and is a predicted model, not a curated record. The coding region runs from base 481 to 1518 and encodes 345 amino acids. Gene Ontology annotation, cellular component: membrane. The transcript has 2 exons.